CAGUCAUCUUUAGCAAGCCAUUAUGCAAUGGGAGAAGUUAAAGCCUCCAGAGCCAGAUGAUCCUAUGUGUUGCUGUGAGUGUGAUUUGGACCAGUACGGAUGUUGCUGUGACUGUGAAGAUCUGGAUGAAGCCUUUACCAGGUGGCUGAGAGACAGACCAUCUAAAGGGGGAUCAUGUCAGUCUCCUGUACUUGGGGCCAUUAUAGACAGAAUGGAGAUCUCCCUGAUCCCGGCCCUGCUGCUGCUGCCUCUCCUGCUGCGAGUUGCAGCGCUGCACCUCCUGCUGGGUGUCACCAUCCUGACCGCUCUGCCCGGCAUGGUGCUGUGGUACUACUACGCCACGCACAGAAAAAAGAAACGCACCCUCUUCUUCCUCACCCUAUCUCUCUACUCCCUGUUCUACAUGUAUUACCUCUUCAUCACAGAGAUUUUACCUCGUGGGAAUGUCAGCCAGCUGCAGGUGUAUACUGUGACCACGGGGGUGAUUCUCACUCUCGUCUCUCUUAUACAAACCAAGAGAGGCCCAGGCUUUGUGACCCCGUGCCUACAUGUAGCUCACAGCCACAGUCAGGAGGCUGAGAAGGACUCCACACAUCUUAAUGGAUGUAUCCAAUCAGCAGCUGCUACAGGGACCAAAAAUGCCCUAACAACAAAACUGAGCAGCUGUCCUGUGUGCAAAAUAAUGCGACCCCCAAGAGCCGGACACUGUCGAACCUGUGGAUCCUGUGUCCAGCGUCUGGACCACCACUGUGUCUGGAUUAACAGCUGUGUUGGACAGGCAAACCAUCGCAGUUUCCUGCUGAGCCUCUCUGUGUUCGUGGUCACCUCUCUGUACGGGAUCAGCUUGGUGCUGAGCAGCCUCUGUCCUCGACAAUAUCUGAUGACGGCGCUCCUCUACUGCCCCGGCGUCUACACUCAGUCCAGCUCGGCACUUUGCUUCACCUGUGCUUGGUACAGCAGCAUUGUGACAGGUGGGCUGUUUUACAUGUGGUUGGUGCAAGUUGUGAAUAUCAGCCUGAAUGUGACGGAGCGGGAGGCUCAGCUGGCUCUGAGGAACAAAACAGGCCAGCGGCGCCUGGGGGGGCUCGUCAUCUCCACGGGACAGUUCUCACGUGGCUUCUGUCAGAACUGGGCCGAGUUCCUCACCAUGGCAGACGCCUCGGUCUCUCCUCGCUCCAGCCUCACUGACUUGGUAUAGUCUCACAUUGUACUCUGUUGCAACAUCAUGACAACUGUUGACUGAUAACAGCAUGUGUGAAGCUUUGCAUCUCAUGUCAUUCUUAGCAUGUAUCAGCCCAUGUCUUCUGAUGCUUAUUGCAUUCCAGCUUUUUCAUACAAUACAUUAUGUUCAUGGGAUAGGAUUAUAACAAAAAAGUAUCACCUUGAACGAUUCCUAGUCCAUUACUUAAUUAGUAAAUUACGACAAUGCUUGAAAGGGUUUCAGAAAUUAGAAAUGAUGAAAGGCUAAUGAUGGCAUU
Molecule: messenger RNA, 1478 nt
Organism: Trematomus bernacchii (emerald rockcod)
Lineage: Eukaryota; Metazoa; Chordata; Actinopteri; Perciformes; Nototheniidae
Product: palmitoyltransferase ZDHHC23-like
Exons: 4
Coding region: 23-1198 (391 amino acids)
Biological process (GO): peptidyl-L-cysteine S-palmitoylation; protein targeting to membrane
Cellular component (GO): endoplasmic reticulum; Golgi apparatus
Molecular function (GO): protein-cysteine S-palmitoyltransferase activity
Source: RefSeq, a predicted model, not a curated record